AUGUCGAUAACUUUAAUCGAAAAUUUAUCAAAUGAAUUUUUCUUUGAAAUAUUUGAAUAUCUUGAUGGUUAUGAAAUUUAUCAAACAUUUUCAAAUCUUAAUCAUCGUUUUCAACAAUUAAUUAAUUCUUCAUCUCUUCUAUUGAAAUUUAAUUAUCAUUAUUUAACAACAUCUGAUAAGAUUCAUAUGAAUAAUUUUAAACAAUUUUUAUUUAAUCAUAAACAUCAAAUAGUUUCAUUUUAUAUACAAAAAAAUGAAUUUUUUUCAUCAUUUUCAAUUGAUUCAUCAUUUCAUCAUCUUCAAUUACUUGUUAUUGAAAAAAUUCCACUAACUUCACUUAUUUCACUUAUUAAUUUAUCUUCAUUACCUCAUUUAACCUCAUUAAUAAUUUAUAUACAAUAUGCAGUUCGUGAUUUAAGUGAAGUUUAUCGAUUAAUAUUCACUUUACCAAAAUUAAAAUAUAUUAAAUGUUCAGCAAACGAACAUUUUACAUCUAUCUCAUUAGCAAUUGCUAAUUAUGGACAAUUUAGUACUAUUAAAUAUCUUGUUAUUAAUCAUGAAUGUGCAUUUAAUACACUUUGUAUUUUAAUAUCUUAUACACCACAACUUUACCAUUUAAGUUUAAUGAAUUUAUCUGAAAAUGAUUCAGAUGAUGAAAUUGUAUUACCAAUUAGUUGUUCUAAUUUAACAUAUCUUUCAAUAAAAAAGUGUUCAAUAACAUUUGAUGAAUUGAAAACUUUCAUUAUAAAUACAAAAUGUAAUUUAAAAUUUUUACGUAUUAUUAGUGAAUCUGAUUAUAAUGAUUAUAUUAAUGAUGAACAAUGGGAAGAAUUGAUUGUUAAUUAUUUAUCUAAAUUAGAAAAAUUUUAUGUAGAAUAUCAUCAAGAUAUUGAUCCUGAAUCAGAAUCUUUAGCAAAUUUUCAACCACCUGAUCAAUUUAAUUCAUUAUUUUGGAAUCAACGAAAAUGGAUAUUAGAUAUCGAAAUGAAUGGUAUGGAAUAUAUUUAUUCGAUUCAUUCAUAUAAAGGAAGAUGGUAUGAUAUCGAUCCUGUUAAUGAGAUUUCAAAUUCUACUCGACUUAAAAUUACAAAUCUUCCUGAUGAUGAUAAUGAUGAUCUUAUGAUGGUAUUAGAUUUAAUUAUUCGUGAUAUUUUAUCCAUCACACAAAUUUAUCAUUUGGAAAUUUUGGAAGAAAAUAUCUCUUCACAGAUAUUAUUGAAAACAAUCAAUAAAUUCUCUGCACUUGAUACAUUAAAGAUUUCUUCGUUGGAAUUAUCAGAAUCAAAUUAUUCAUUUAUUGAAAAUAAAUAUUCUCAUUUUAAAUCAAAGAAGAAUAAAAUUACAAAAAUUUAUUUAGAAAAAAUGAAUGAAAUUGAAGAAAUUUAUUUUCUUCUUAAACUUUGUCCUCAUAUAGAAUAUCUUAAAAUUGGUUUUGUGCAUAAUAUGGAUAUAGAAUUAUUUAUGAAAGAUAUUUUAAAGAAAAUUAAUAAUGUUUACAAUCAAUAUCUUCAGUCAUUAAGUCUUCAUAUUCCAACAGCAAAUGAUGAAAUGAUUGAAAAAUUAAAAGAAAUGAUCAAUCGUAAAAAACUUCUUCGUAAUUUUAGUAUUAAAUAUGUAAUUGAUAACAUCUAUUUACAAUGGAAAUAA
Rotaria sp. Silwood1 is the source of this 1647-nucleotide messenger RNA. The record is from the annotation of a GenBank genome assembly. Lineage: Eukaryota; Metazoa; Rotifera; Eurotatoria; Philodinida; Philodinidae.